This is a messenger RNA of Diceros bicornis minor, 2515 nucleotides long. It is a transcript of the gene GPR162, whose product is annotated as G protein-coupled receptor 162. The transcript is spliced from 5 exons. Gene Ontology annotation, cellular component: membrane. Gene Ontology annotation, molecular function: G protein-coupled receptor activity. The record is from RefSeq and is a predicted model, not a curated record. Bases 541 to 2307 code for a protein of 588 amino acids. Gene Ontology annotation, biological process: G protein-coupled receptor signaling pathway. Lineage: Eukaryota; Metazoa; Chordata; Mammalia; Perissodactyla; Rhinocerotidae.
ACCCGGGGCCCACAGGCAGGGUGACUCCCGGAGAGAGGGGCUUGGAGACACCUAGGGGGCAGAGACGAGUGAGCCGCAGGCUGAGCCGGCGAGGCUGGGACCAAGUUUGUCCAGGUGGCUGAGCCUCACCCCACAUCCCUUGGGGCAUCCAGAAGAUCCCUGACUGGUCAAGAACCAGAGGAAGAAGAGACCUGCAAGUCCCGGCAUGGGGACUAGAGCGCCCCAGCCAGCCUCAUAGUUGGGAAAGCAGUCAGCUUCCCGCCCCCCCUAUCCACUAACGGGAGACUUCAGGAAGGGCCCCACCCAGUAUGGAAGCUGAGGGCUACCUCUGCUGACCCUCAGUCUCCUCCCCAGCCCUCCAUACCUGACCUUAGCUGGGUCAGUCAUGCAAUGCUGAACACCAGCAUAGGCCUAGGGGUGGCCUGCCUCACCACAGGGCAAGGACUGUGGGCAUCAUGGGGAUGUGUGUGAGUGGGGCUCCUGGGUGAGACCUAGCCCCCACCCCCAGGAGUUCAAGGGGGGUGGGGGGCCGAGGAUAGGAUGGCUCGGGGCGGGGUGGGGGCAGAGGAGGCCUCCCUGCGCUCCAACGCGCUGUCCUGGCUGGCCUGUGGGCUCCUGGCACUGCUGGCCAAUGCCUGGAUCAUCCUGAGCAUCUCGGCCAAGCAGCAGAAGCACAAGCCGCUGGAGCUGCUGCUCUGCUUCCUGGCAGGCACACACAUACUCAUGGCGGCUGUGCCCCUCACCACCUUUGCUGUGGUGCAGCUACGGCGCCAGGCUUCCUCCGACUAUGACUGGAAUGAGAGCAUAUGCAAGGUCUUUGUGUCCACCUACUACACACUGGCCCUGGCUACCUGCUUCACGGUCGCCUCCCUCUCCUACCAUCGCAUGUGGAUGGUGCGUUGGCCCGUCAACUACCGCCUCAGCAACGCCAAGAAGCAGGCACUGCAUGCCGUCAUGGGCAUCUGGAUGGUCAGCUUCAUCCUCUCCACACUGCCUUCCAUUGGCUGGCACAACAAUGGCGAGCGCUACUAUGCCCGUGGCUGCCAGUUCAUAGUCUCCAAGAUUGGCCUCGGUUUUGGCGUCUGCUUCAGCCUCUUGCUGCUUGGGGGCAUUGUCAUGGGGCUGGUCUGUGUGGCCAUCACCUUCUACCAGACACUGUGGGCCCGGCCCCGGAGGGCUCGGCAGGCCCGGAGAGCAGGGGGCAUGGGUGGGGCCAAGGGGGGUGGGCCAGGGGGUUUGGGUACCCGGCCAGCCUUUGAGGUGCCAGCCAUUGUGGUGGAGGAUGCCCGAGGGAAGCGGCGGUCCUCACUGGAUGGCUCUGAGUCGGCCAAGACAUCCCUACAGGUCACCAACUUGGUCAGCGCCAUCGUCUUUCUCUAUGACUCACUUACAGGGGUGCCCAUCUUGGUGGUGAGCUUCUUCUCCCUUAAGUCGGACUCGGCUCCCCCGUGGAUGGUGCUGGCUGUGCUGUGGUGCUCCAUGGCACAGACGCUGCUGCUGCCCUCCUUCAUCUGGUCCUGCGAGCGCUACCGCGCCGACGUGCGGACGGUGUGGGAGCAGUGCGUGGCUAUCAUGUCGGAGGAGGACGGUGACGACGAUGGGGCCUGUGAUGACUAUGCAGAUGGCCGAGUGUGCAAAGUUCGCUUUGAUGCUAAUGGGGCCACAGGACCAGGGAGCAGGGACCCCACCCAGGUGAAGCUGCUGCCUGGAAGGCACAUGCUCUUUCCCCCUCUGGAGAGGGUCCACUACUUACAGGUCCCUCUGUCCCGCCGUCUGUCCCACGAUGAGACCAACAUCUUCUCUACUCCUCGGGCACCAGGCUCCUUCCUGCACAAGUGGUCAUCCUCUGAUGACAUUCGGGUCCUCCCGGCCCAGAGCCGGGCCCUGGGGGGCCCUCCUGAGUACCUAGGACGAAGACAAAGGCUGGAAGAUGAGGAGGAUGAAGAGGAGGCUGAAGGUGGGGGGCUGGCCAGCCUUCGCCAAUUCCUGGAGGGUGGGGUUCUGGGGUCAGGUGGGGGACCCCCACGGGGUCCUGGCUUCUUCCGGGAGGAGAUCACCACCUUCAUCGACGAGACACCUCUGCCUUCUCCGACGGCCUCACCAGGGCCCUCUCCUCGCCGGCCCAGGCCGCUGGGCCUCUCACCCCGCCGACUCUCCCUUGGAUCACCUGAUAGCAGAGCCCUUGGACUUCCUUUGGGGCUAAGUGCAGGGAGACGCUGCUCCCUGACAGGAGGUGAGGGGAGUGCGAGAGCUUGGGGAGGAUCCUGGGGCCCAGGUAACCCCAUCUUCCCCCAGCUGACCCUGUGAGCCCAGGUGGGCCUGCUGGACUCAGAGGAGGGGGCCUGGGUAACACCUCCUUCUGGCCCUGAGCCUAGAGCAGCUGCCUCCAGACUCCAGGGAGAUGGGCACUGGAUCUGGGGCCCUCAAGCCCCUGCUGUCUCCCAUCCAAGUGACCAGAUGCCCUACUCCCAUUCCAUCAUCCCUAGCAAAUGUAUUAAAGUCUGAAGUGUUACCA